Molecule: messenger RNA, 2113 nt
Organism: Aureobasidium uvarum
Lineage: Eukaryota; Fungi; Ascomycota; Dothideomycetes; Dothideales; Saccotheciaceae
Source: the annotation of a GenBank genome assembly
CAUGGCAACUCAGCGCGGAACAGACUCGCCUUCGCAGGCCGAGAAUUCGGUUCGCUUUAGUACUCAGAACCAGGAGAUCGAGCCAGAGCCCAACUUGUCACCCGUUCGCUCUCUGACUGGCCAUGAUGGACAGCAGAGGGAGAACCUGACUCCCGAGGCAGAAGAGGAACUGAGACAGCUCAAGACGACCCUCCAGAAUGGCCUGCAAUCCAAGCGCAUGGAGCACUACUCGUUCGAGCCUGUCUCGUUGCCAGGCUCGCAGCCAGUCUCUAGGGUGCCCUCGGGUCAGUCUAACAGACGACCCGUGAUGCCAGCAGGCUCCGCCCAUCCCUCUCCUCGCCCAUCACCCCCUGCUUCAGCCUUCCACUCUCCACCUCUAACUCCAUCGGCAUCUCGCUCUCGCGAAGGCAAGCCCGCUGCCAGCACAGCUGCCUCCGUGUCUCAACUGGCCAUAGCAAGAGCUGGCGGAGAUAUCAUGACCCCUCAGCUAUCGGCAUCGCAACCCGGCUCACGAGUCACUUCAACCGAUGAGACUGGCGUAUCCGCACACCCCAGACAACAGCCUCGCUUUUCACUCGGUCCUGCUGGCGACUCCGUGCCCCCNUCGCGCGACCAAAGUCCCGUUCAUUCAGGUGCAAGCACCCCGACUGGUUCAGGAAGUGUAACGCCUUCUGCUACAUAUACGAAGCCAUGGCCACAGGGUGACAAAGACGACCCGUACGCCCGCAGCAAAAGAGCCCCUCCCACUCGCAAUGUAGACUCCAUCGACGCCCGCUUCCGCUUUGGCAACAGAGAUCCUCGCAAGGGACACAGCACUUCUGGUACUUCGCUGGUUUCCCUUCCUGCAGCAGCUACUAGCUCGAGUUCAGCGAGCCUCAAACCAUCGGAUGCCGACAAAAGAACAAGUUUCUUCGGCGGGAAGAAACACGAUCAUCAUCAUGAUGAUACUGUAAAAGACAAGGACAAGUCUGCUUCCAAGGUCAGCUUGAAGCGCUUCUUCAAGAUUGGCGACAAGAAAGACAAGAGUCGCGCAAACUCGCCUGUCAGGAGCGGAAGUUCGACACCAUCUGGUCAAUCCCAGAGCCUACCAUUUGCCGACGACCAUGGACUGGCUUCCAAGUAUGGUAAAUUUGGCAGAGUACUCGGCUCAGGAGCUGGCGGAUCUGUCAGACUCAUGAAGAGAACUGCAGACGGCAAAACUUUUGCCGUCAAGCAAUUCCGUGCCCGCCAUACCUACGAAAGCGAGAGGGAGUACAACAANAAGGUCACGGCCGAGUUCUGUAUCGGUUCGACACUUCAUCAUGGCAACAUCAUUGAGACGAUUGACAUCAUCCAUGAAAAGGGCAACUGGUUUGAGGUUAUGGAAUAUGCUCCAUUCGACCUCUUCGCGAUUGUUAUGACCGGCAAGAUGUCGCGUGACGAGAUCACCUGCUGCACCUUACAAAUCCUCAGUGGCGUCCUGUAUCUGCACAGCAUGGGUCUUGCGCAUCGAGACUUGAAGCUUGAUAACGUUGUGGUUAAUGACCAUGGCAUCAUGAAGAUUAUCGACUUUGGUAGUGCUGUCGUCUUUAGAUAUCCUUUCGAAAACGACAUUGUGCUGUCUACUGACCCCUACCUUGCUCCUGAGGUCUACGACAACUCGCGAUACGACCCGCAACCCGCAGACAUCUGGUCAAUAGCAAUCAUUUUCUGUUGCAUGUGUUUGCGCCGAUUCCCCUGGAAGGCGCCAAGGAUUUCAGACAACUCAUACAGGCUUUUCGUGUCACCUCCGGAUCCUGGUCAGGAUCAGCUUCUUGCCCAAUCUCGACAAUCUAUCAGCAACGGCCCUGGAAAGACAGAGAAUGGUGCUUCGACUUCGGGCGACCAACCAAACCAACAAAUCAAGGGUCCGUUGCGUCUGCUUCGCCUACUACCACGUGAUACUAGACAUAUCAUUGGCCGUAUGCUCGACCUCGACCCGCGCCGCCGUGCCACCAUGGAUGAGAUUCUUGCCGAUCCUUGGGUUCAAAACGCCUACGUGUGUAGACAAGAAGAAGGAGGAGAGUGCUAUCACGCUCCUGGUCACACUCACGUCUUGGAGCCUGGCGGUGCGGCUCAAGCACCACCUAAGAAG